Lycium ferocissimum is the source of this 922-nucleotide messenger RNA. RefSeq names its product zinc finger protein ZAT10-like. The transcript has a single exon. Lineage: Eukaryota; Viridiplantae; Streptophyta; Magnoliopsida; Solanales; Solanaceae. Bases 131 to 796 code for a protein of 221 amino acids. Gene Ontology annotation, molecular function: DNA-binding transcription factor activity. The record is from RefSeq and is a predicted model, not a curated record.
ACUUCCUCCUCUUUCUCACCAUACCCCUUUAUAAACAACUCACUAACAACUUCACUCACUCAAAUCACCAAGCUCAAUUACAAAUCUUCUCUCUUCUUUCCACUCCCAAAUUAUUCAUUCACAGAUAGCAAUGGCACUUGAAGCUUUGAACUCACCAACUACCAUAACCUCACCAUCACUAUUUCAAUUUGAAAAUACAACUCCAAGUUACCUAGAAUCUUGGACAAAAGGCAAGAGAUCAAAGCGACCUCGUAGCAUCAUGGAGCAACAACCAACUGAAGAAGAAUACUUAGCUUUUUGUCUUCUCAUGCUAGCACGUAGUGGCAAUAAUAAUUUUACUACUACUACAACCAAUUCAAUAACACCAAUUAUAUCAAAGAAUUUGUACAAGUGUUCAGUGUGUGGUAAGUCAUUUGGUUCUUAUCAAGCUUUAGGAGGACACAAAGCUAGUCAUCGUAAACCACUCUUUAACGGAGAAGUCAACGAACACUCCGUUACAACCACGACUAGUGCCACGUCAGCUAACUGCAUUAGUGGAAAGACUCACGAGUGUUCCAUUUGUCACAAGACUUUUCCAACUGGGCAAGCUUUGGGUGGUCACAAAAGGCGUCACUACGAGGGGAAGGUGACGUCAUCAUCAUCGGACGGUGUGGGGUCCCCUAAUAGCCUGCGUGGCUUUGACUUGAACGUUCCGGCUUUGCCGGAAUUUUGGCCGGGUUUUGGCUCCGUCGAGGAUGAGGUGGAAAGUCCUCAUCCAGCUAAGAAAUCGAGACAAUUUCUGUCGACUAAACUUUGAAUUAUUUCAAGAAAUUUGAACUUAGUUAUUUGGUGAAAAAAAUAUCCCUUCUUGUAAAUAUCGAAUUCACUUGGUGAGAGUGAUUAUUUGAUUAUCUAAUUGAUUCAAUUUAUUUUUUGGAAGUAA